CUAUCUAUUAUGGCUGACCCAACCUCCAUUAAGGGAGAGAUCCUUGAGAUGACUGGCGAGCAUGUGGAGCAGCUCCAUUCAAUGUGGUCCCUCAUGUUCGAGCCGAAGAGAUGCGAGGACUAUCUACAAAAACUCAAGGCGCACGCGGAUAUCUUCUAUACGGAUGUGCUGACUGAGUCGCGGGAGCAGCAGACGGCCCUCCUGGAUAACAUAGCCGCACUCCGAGCCGAGGCCAGCGACCUCACAAAACUCCUCCAUGAGACGGUGGACAUUGGUCAGAGGCCCGACGGUGUGCCACUGAUCAUAUGGCAGCUGAAGCUGGACAAAAGCAUUGAGCAUCUGCGCGAGGAGCUCUCGAAACGUCGGGCGGAGAUCGGGGAGCUCCUGCUCCAGCAGGAGCAGCUCUGCGAAAAGCUGGGCGCACUGCCGCUCCCUCUACUGGCGGACCCGCUGCCCCUGCCCGAUGAGAUGGACGGCUUUCGCGACCAUCUCGACUACCUGCGCUCUCAGCGCGCAGUGCGCCAGACGGAGCUGGACCAGCUGCGCAAGGACAUCAAGCAUGACAUGAGGAUGCUCGAGCUGGUGCCCCAGACCGAUGCAGAGGAUCGCCUACUGAACGAUCUGAGCCACAAUCUAACACCAGAGACACUAGAGCGGCUGCGGCAGAUGCGCAACAGUUAUGCCGAGCAGAUCCAGGAGCUGCGCUCCAAAAUCCAUGACAUGCGCGAGAAGAUCUACGUGCUGUGGGAUCGCCUCCAGGAGACGGACGAGAGCGCCAUGCGACGAGUGCGCGAGUGCACCGAGAAUACGCAGCGCACCUAUGCCAUCCUCCAUUCGGAGCUGCAGCGCUGCCAGGCACUGCGCAGCCAGACCCUCAAGACGUUCAUCGAGCAGCGGCGCGUCGAGAUAAGCAAGUGGUGGGAUCUAACGCUCAAGAGCCAGCAGGAGCGCAAUCGCUUCUCCAAUUUCUACAAUAAUUAUUACAGCGAAGACCUGUUGGAGCUGCACGAGCUGGAGCUGGAUGAUCUGAAGAGCUUCUACACGUGCAACAAGGAGAUUUUCGAUCUAUACGAGAGCCGUGAAGAGCUUUGGUCCCGCAUGCAGGCUCUAGAGGCAAAGGCCAUUGAGCCGAAUCGUUUCAACAAUCGUGGCGCCCAGCUCCUUAAAGAGGAAAAGGAACGCAAGGCCAUCACCUCGAAGCUGCCCAAGACUGAGCAGCAGAUAACUGAACUGGUGCACGCCUAUGAGGUGAAAUCGCAUGGCUCGUUUCUGGUUUAUGGCGAGGACAUACUGGAGCUGAUGGCUGGCGAAUGGGAGAACUAUCGCCAGGCCAAGCAGAGCUCGGUCCCCAAGAAGGCCCCGCCCACCACGAAGACGGGCAGCAGCAGCAAAUUGGGGAUGCCACCGGCGACUGCCGGUUCAACGGCCCCACGCACGCCCCGAACUUUGAAGAACAUGUCCUCAAUGUCGUUGCGCAAGACCCCAACAAUCCAGCUGAUCACUCCCAAUAUGACCAAGAGCACUGGAAAUCUGCACAAGCGGCUGAAUCCAUCAGCAGCCAAGCUGAUGGCCUCCAAGUCGCCACUAAAGCAGGUCCGCUUCCUGGACAACACAUUGUGUCGCAGCGGGGGAUUGGGCAGACGCAGCCUUGGCACACGCUCGAACAAGAAGCCGGAUACAAGAUCGCCCAGCGAUUCCGAGUAUAUGACCGAUGAGACCACUGAAAAUGACCGCCAAGCCGGGAUCUCCUAUGACGAAUUUGUGCCCACGAGUCGCUCAGUGCUGCCCGUCGGCGGGGCUCAGCGUCAGCGCACUCGCGUGGCUGUGCCACGAAUUCGCAAUGUCCUCGUAAACCACAAUUCGGUGGCGUCGGCCGCCAGCACACCGUCAAAGCAGGCGGUCAAUCAGGAGGAGAAGCCUCGAUUUGGCAAUCAAUUGAAGCUCCCGUCGCCACGUAAAAGUCGCAUGUGGCCGAAUCCACGAUAUUACUACUAAAAUUUACCUAUGUUUUCAAAUUUUUAUUUGCGUUUUAUGUUUGAUUUUAUUUGU
Messenger RNA from Drosophila persimilis, 2049 nucleotides. RefSeq names its product protein regulator of cytokinesis 1-like. NCBI's taxonomy places the organism in Eukaryota, Metazoa, Arthropoda, Insecta, Diptera, Drosophilidae. Gene Ontology annotation, cellular component: spindle; mitotic spindle midzone; cytoplasm. Gene Ontology annotation, molecular function: microtubule binding. Gene Ontology annotation, biological process: microtubule cytoskeleton organization; mitotic spindle midzone assembly. Bases 10 to 1995 code for a protein of 661 amino acids. The record is from RefSeq and is a predicted model, not a curated record. The transcript has a single exon.